This is a messenger RNA of Aspergillus heteromorphus CBS 117.55, 3035 nucleotides long. Its product is annotated as DUF3433 domain-containing protein. The record is from RefSeq and is a predicted model, not a curated record. NCBI's taxonomy places the organism in Eukaryota, Fungi, Ascomycota, Eurotiomycetes, Eurotiales, Aspergillaceae. The coding region runs from base 103 to 2604 and encodes 833 amino acids. The transcript is spliced from 2 exons.
GUGGACCUGCACCUGGGGAAUGUCCCUCGGAUACUUCAUUCUGCAAGUCAAUCUGAGCUGCGCACCGCGUACCGGUACAUUCAUCGGUUGAUCUCGACCGCCAUGCUCGCUCCGGGCUCGGGAAACGUCAGUCUGAGAACUGUCAGCUCAAGCAGGCCACAGCUCUUUCUUUCGCAGGACCAGCAGUCCGUCGCCGCCUCGGACGACUACUACUCCUUCCCAAGCCAGUCCUCCAGUGCGAGAUCCCGAGAGAGUGGCAGCCGCAUCACCAUCGCGCGGUAUGCGACUCCGAACUCGCACCCUGCGUCGCCGACUCCGUCCCCUGGCAUCUCGCGCACGCAUCUCGCCCCGCCGGUGGCUGGCCGAUCGGAACAUUCUCUGGUCACCUCGAGCGAGAAUCGGAAUUUCACCACUCCUGUCUCCCACACCAUCCGGACCGUGCAAGAGACCGACGACGACGACUUAGCCAGCCCCAUGUCCGAUACCACCAGUCGUCAAGGCCCCCGUGACAGCUAUGCGGGACGCCCAACAACUCCGGGGAUGGAUGAUUCGCCGUACAUUCAUUUCGCCAUCAGUCAGCUCACACGCGAUGAGGAGGUCGCGGGUCCGAGGAGGCGAAGCUCCGUCGUCAGCAAUGACAGUCCCUUGGAGCCACUGCUUUGGGACGAAGAAUUGGGAUGCUUCAUUCGCUCCCCGGGAUCGCCGGCAGGGCCAUCGGGACAGCAGCGGGAUCAGACGCAUCCGCGGAAUCUUUCGAUAACCUCGAUAGACAGGCCGCCCCAGAACUCGGUAGACCCAGAGUCGUUUGUCGCGGUGGAACCCCCGGCAGACAGUCUGCUGUACCCGCCGUUAGACUUCGUGCCGGUUGUGCUGCGAACAUGGGCACUGGCUGCGUUUAUCGUAUGCUGCUUGCUUAUGAUCGCUGGGAUUUCGUUCUGCAACGUUUGGUCACAGCGACACCAGGGGAUCUGGGAUUAUACUGGACUCGGGGGUUCGCACUAUUUUGUGAUGCAGUUUCUUCCCCAGAUUCUGGGUGUGGUCAUCACUCUUUGGACCUUUGUCAUUCAAGCAGCCGUGUACCGGAUCAUGCCGUUCUGCAUCAUGGCGUCAGAACGGCCUUUCGACCACGUUAUGCAGGGCUUGCCCAUUCUAUCGCGAAACUUCCUUGCGCCAGAUCUCUCCCAUUUCCGGCACGGAGAAACCAUUGUUGGAUUCUCGCUAUUUACCAUCUGGCUCUCGAACCUGAUUACACUACCCCUGUUGAGCUGUCUUUUCCAGGCAAAAUGGUACUUGAUAGAUGGCCAGGGGACAUGGCGGUGGUCUUCCGUCCAGGCGGUUGGCUGGACGCUUGUGGCUAUAUACGCGCUUUUGACCAUUGGACUGCUCUUGCUCAUGUUCCGGUUUGUACGUACCUGGUCGGGGUUGAUGUGGGAUCCCGUGAGCCUGGCGGACCUGGUUUCGGUUAUUCAGCGGUCGAACAUCCUGCACGACUUUGAGCAGUCGGAGACUUUGCCCGAAGUGGCGGAGUCUCUCGACCCGCGAGUCCUUCGGCUGGGAUACUGGCAGCUCUCCAACCGAGCAGACAUUUUCUACGGCAUUGGUGAAGCUGAGGCACCGGUCCGGACACCGUCUCUGCAUCGCCGGGAAAAGAAUCUUCAAAUGCAGUCGCACGGCCUGUCAAGAGUGUCAUUCGACGUUGAACAGCACAACCUUGCAGAAAAGGAAGAGUACUAUCAACACUUGUACUCGCCGGGUAUUAGAUACCGCUGGAUCCCAUGGUUCCUAAGGGACGGCUGGGUGGUGGUAUGGACGGUCAUUGUUAGUGCCCUGUUUAUCGCGUUUGUGCUGGUCAGCUUCCUUCAUGACGCGAUCAAAGGCGGAUUUCCUCCACGUCUUCCAACCCUGCCCUCGACAGGGGCCUUCUCUUCGUCCAACUUCUGCUACAGUUUUGUUCCGGCCUUGAUUGGAAAUUUCCUGUUCCUCGCGUGGCAGCCAAUUGACGUCUAUUUCCGUGCGCUGCAGCCCUUCGCAGCCUUGGCUGCCACGGACGGCGCUAGAGCGGAGCACAGUCUGCUAUUGUCGUAUCCGUCCUGUCUUCCUUUCCAGGUGACCAUCCUGGCAGUCCUGAACAAGCAUUACAAAGUGGCCUGGAUCUCGCUGAUGAGCACCGUGUCCGCCGCGCUUCCCAUUCUAGCCGGAGGCGUGUUCAUUGCUCUGUACCAUCAAUCCGACGACGCCAUCCGGAUCUCGGCGCUGAUGCCUGCUUUCUAUGCCAUCGUGGCUUUUUGCGCGCUAUACACAGUGUCCUUCCUGUGCAUCUGGCCUCGCCGCUGCCGUCAUUUUCCCCACGACAUCAGCACCCUGGCCGAUCAGAUGAGCUUCCUCUACCAGAGUCCACUACUCGCCGACAAAAUCCUGCGGGAGCCAAGGAGCAAGACUGAUCUCGUUACACGACUGGUCGUCGCACCCCCCGGGGACCGCGAGCAUUCCAUGUACGGCUUCGGGAUCUACGUCGGGCGAGAUGGAAAAGAGCACCUCGGCAUUGAUCGAUUCGACCGACCCGGCCGGGCCGAUAUGCUGAUCACCACGGGGUCGAUGAAGUAGCGACGAUAUUUCUCCUAUAGUGGGGAACUUGUACGAUGAUGUGGACUGCCGCUAUCAGCGUGCGACUAGCUAUCCCACAAGCGAUUCCGUUCUUGCAUAUGAUUUACUGUGCGUUAUGACCAGCGAUGAACAUUCACGAACAACGACCGAACAAGUUGCAUGCAUGUCCUUGUUGUGCCUGAGAACGGGACUAUUAAUGAUAAUGUGAUAUACUGAUGUAUUUAUGACUCGACGACCUGUCUACCUUUUUCCGUGCUCUUUUCUGUUGCUUCUUUCCUGUCUUUUUUGCUUUUAUGUGUCAAUGAUCUCAUGUGGUGGUCAGCCAUGGCGGGACUUAUGAGCGUUAUGAUUUGAUUUGGUUGGCUUGCUUUUUGUACCUAGAUAUCCUCGAUAGUACUAUCCCUUGAUGGCAAUUUGCCCUUUGAACUGAG